Bursaphelenchus okinawaensis is the source of this 2922-nucleotide messenger RNA. Lineage: Eukaryota; Metazoa; Nematoda; Chromadorea; Rhabditida; Aphelenchoididae. The record is from the annotation of a GenBank genome assembly.
AUGAUCGGUAGCUUAUCGACUAUAUUUGUAUUGUUUAACUGGUUGAGUAUUCUGAUCUUACUUGUAAUAUGCAGCAAGAAAGGUAAGAUGUAUAACAGUAUAUAUUAGCAUAAUCAAUUUUCAAAAAAUUUUAAGAUUUUAAAGGUUUUUUCCAAAAAAUUAUAAAUUUUUUGUUUGAAAAUUGCAUAGUUUAAAAAUUUUGUUGAUUAAAAUUUGAUUUUUUUUCAAAAAGUAAUAAGUAAUUAGACUCAUAUAUCAAAACAAAGUAUUGACUUACAGUAACCAGCUUAUAAUCAAGGUUAUAAGCAAAGUUUCCAAAUUUAAAAUUUUGCUUCCGGCACUAGCUACAAAGCCAGAGCUCUUAGGAUAGUUAUAAGUACCCAUAGAAGCAAAUGCGAUCGUAAAAUUGAAAAAUAUUUUAGAAAAAACCAAAAAAGACAAAGCUCCAACAGCAACCCCAGCCAAAAAUCCUGACAAUAUAAAGAAGGAAACAGAAGGUUCAAAAGCAGAUACAGACGUUGACAAAGAAGAAGAAGAAAAACCAGAAAAUAAGCCUAAGGAAGAGAGGAGGAAACCCGAUGUUAAGAAGAGAGGAGGUGAUAUGACAGUAAGGAAUCAUUGUAGCUAACUAUAUACUAGCUUAAAGAUACAAACAUGACACCUAAAUAUAGGAUCUUAUAUUCUCAUUUAACUUACUGUAAUCUUGUUUAAAUUAUUGUGAUAUUUUACAGAGUCAAGUUGCCAAGGUGAAAGCAGACCAAGAACAUCCAGAAUCCUUCGCCAGUGUUGUAGACAAGAUCUUCUCAGACAAAGAAGUAAAGGGUGACAAGAAGGUAAAGGAAGACAAGGAGAGCAAAGGUACGAUGGAGACGCUUACUAAAGCGACAACCAAAACCAAGGUAAGUAUAUUAUGUUUGUUUUAGGUUGAUUGCAUUCCAAAUUGCUAUCGAAACACAAAGUAAUUUGCAAAGCAAACAACAUAAAGCGUGUUAUAUAUACAUUGUCAUAUAAGGGUGUAGUGUCAUUGUUAUAGCCUCUAACUACCUCUACAACCUUUGUGAGACAUUGGUAAAGUACUAAAGAUAGUGACACAAAACUAGGGUUGUAUGUGUAGUCAUAGUAUACAGUGUCACGUCAUAAUAAAGUCAUAUAAGGCAUGUUCUGCUGACUCUCAAAUCCCUUAUAUACUGGACCAGUAAUUAGUCCGCUAGCCUCUUGUGACCUUUAUUAACGGAUUUUAUAUUUAACUCAAUGUUAAGUGCUUUACCGCAAUCACUUUACCGUAGUAAAUUUUGGUAUAAUCCUUUUACGCGCCAAUUAUUAUCAUUGAUUGACAUGGUUUUACAGCUAAUGUAAGAAGGUUAGAAGCAACUUACAAAUUUUUAGGUAAAAGCACUUAUGGUGACUUUGUUUUAAUGUUAUAAUUAGAUAAUUGAGGUACGGAACCAAACAAAACUUAUUUUGAACAAGGAAUAUGGCGUAACUGACAGUGAAAAGUAAAGAAUGUAAUGUAAUUUACUGUAAACAUUAUGCAAAUCUAUUUUUUUACUUUCAGACCAAAACCAAUACGACACAGAAUCAGACACGUCCUACCGUAACAGGAACUCAAGAUACAAAAGACUGAUACCAUUAAGUAAUAGUGUUUGAACAUAGAAUAAAUUUAGUAUAGGUGAUUUUGUUGUUCUUGUUUGAUGUUACACUUGAAAAAACAUUAUUUUUUAAUCAGAUUUUUUAACUUACCGUAACUUUUCUCUUUGACAGUAAUCACAAAUCAGAGAUAUUUCCAGAUAAAUACCUGAAUAUUCUCACAAAAGUGCCAAAAAUAUUUUAAAAAUUGAUUUUCAAUAAGUUUAACUUUAGUAAAAUUUGCAUAAUUCAAAUUUUGAGCUGACAAAUUUUAAUUUGGCGGUUUUCAUUCUCUAUAACUCGGUGGCUUUUGUAUUUCCACCAGCGAUCGUCUCGGUCUGUCAGUUGUAAUGAGUCUCCUGAACUAUAUAGCACUUCUCCUGUUAUACUGCGCCUUUCUCAUCGGUGGGACAGCCAACUGUUGUAAGAGGCAAGGUGGCAAAAAAAGGAAAGACUAAGAGUAAGUGAUAAUGAAAAAUAUUUGAAUCUUGUUUUGGUGACAUGGUCAAAAAAUGGAUUUCAAUAAUAAUAUAACGUUUUUAAAUCAUAAUAUAAGGCUUUUCAAUGACAAUAUAAAGCUACCCUUUCCAAAAUCAAUUUUAGGCACCAAUGGAAGCAAAUCAAAGGUGUCAGCAUUGGGUAAGCAGAAAAAUGUAGACAAGCAGAAGAAGGGCGCCGGAAAGAACAAGGACGAUGAUAAAACACAACACUUCUCCUGUCACGGCACCGAGAACGAUGAAGACUUCCACAUACCCGAGUUCUCGCUCGAAUCCUCCAAAAAAGCAAAAAAGAAAAAGGGGGAGAAAGUGGUCACUCAGCCUACUCAGGUAAGACAGGCUUAACGUUGCCUAGGUUUAACUGUUAAAAUUAACUAAACGAUUGAGGUCAAGUCAAAAAUAUUAGCAAAACUUCAAAAUUUUUGAAAAAAUAAAGCAAAACUUGACAUCACGUUAGUUUAAUAAAAGUAUUGAUAGCUUUCCUGUGUCAUAUUAUACGUGAAAUCAUUUCAGGCAACUCAAGAAACUCAAGACAAAUCAGAUAGCAAGAAGAGCAAGUCCGCCAUUGAUAGUGCAGGUCUAUCCAAAACCGACAACAAGCGCAGUGCUGAACAAGCUAAAAACGUCAGUUUUUCCAAAUUUUAACACUUCAAACAUUAAACAAUAAAAUCUCCUUAAUUUUUUUAAAGAUAUACUAAUACAUUUGCUAUCCAUUUCUUUCGAUAACGACACCUAUUUCCAGUUGAAGACGAAGCAAACCCAAGACAAGACCGAGAAAACAGGAGAGACCAGCCAUUGA